AUGAAGCGACCAGCGGUGGAUUUCUCUUUUGCACUCCUUCUGGUGGAUUUGGUUCUGGGUCUCGCCGCACAGCCCUUUCCUGGGAUGCACCCUGACGCACUGCUCCGUGGGAUGAGCGCCGGCUCCAGACGCACAGUGCGCAGGCAGCAGCAAUCUAGCAGGCUGCCCCUCUACAUGAUGCAGCUCUACCGGACCAUGCUUAACGAGGACUGGGAUAAGACUCCGGCUGCCAGCGUGAGCCACAUCAGGGCGGAGGACAACCCCGUUCUGCAGGCCUCCGACUCUGUGGUCAGCCUUGUCGCAAAGAGCUGCGGGCAGAUUGGCAAGAGGUGGUCUGUCACCUUUGACAUGUCCUCCAUGUCUGCAAGCGACAACAUCCAUCUGGCUGAAGUUCGCAUCCGCCUGCCCGCCUUCACCGAGUCUCCCAGGGCCUCGGUGGACAUCUACCACUCCCACAGGGGCCGAUGCCCUGGCACGCACUGCCCAGAGAACAGGCAGUUCUUGGGCCGCCUGGUGGUCUAUCCCGGUUCCAUGGUCUCCCCCUCCUCCUGGAAGGUGCUCAACAUGACGGAAAUGCUCCAUCGUUGGCUGCAGCGGGAGCAAUCCACGCACAGGGCGGAGGAGGAUGAGGCUGAGGUGAGGGAAGAGCAGGCAGGAGUCGGACACCCUACAGCCAACCGAGUUAUGAUGGUGGUCUUCUCAAGGCAGCACUCGAACAGCCAGCGAAUGCCGACACUCAUCCGCACAGCAGAGCACUCCAAAUACGUCAGCCUGGACCGUGAGAGUGGCUCUGGGUCCAGGCAGAGGAGCCGCAGGUCCAAGAGGCACCCUGACACCCAGCAGCAGCGACAGAGAGUGGCCGGAGCAGCUCCUGCCAGCAGGCCCUCGGAGGAGAAGAAGGGUCCUCUCUGCAGGAAGGUGGACAUGUUGGUGGACUUUGCGAAGCUCGGAUGGAGCAAGUGGAUCGUCUAUCCCAAACAGUACAACGCCUAUCGCUGUGAAGGGAGCUGUCCCACACCAGUAGAUGAGACUUUCACCCCAACCAACCAUGCAUACAUGCAGAGCCUUCUGAAACUUCACCACCCGGACAAGGUGCCGUGCCUUUCCUGUGUGCCAACGCGCCUGGCAUCGCUUUCCAUGUUGUACUUCGAGAACGGGAAGAUGGUCACGAGGCAUCACGAGAAUAUGGUGGUGGAGGAGUGCGGCUGCCACUGA
Anarrhichthys ocellatus (wolf-eel) is the source of this 1215-nucleotide messenger RNA. It is a transcript of the gene ndr1, whose product is annotated as nodal-related 1. Gene Ontology annotation, molecular function: growth factor activity; cytokine activity. The transcript has 3 exons. The coding region runs from base 1 to 1215 and encodes 404 amino acids. Gene Ontology annotation, cellular component: extracellular region. NCBI's taxonomy places the organism in Eukaryota, Metazoa, Chordata, Actinopteri, Perciformes, Anarhichadidae. The record is from RefSeq and is a predicted model, not a curated record.